Stegodyphus dumicola is the source of this 3047-nucleotide messenger RNA. It is a transcript of the gene Caf1-105, whose product is annotated as chromatin assembly factor 1, p105 subunit. Gene Ontology annotation, molecular function: protein binding. Gene Ontology annotation, biological process: nucleosome assembly; DNA replication-dependent chromatin assembly. NCBI's taxonomy places the organism in Eukaryota, Metazoa, Arthropoda, Arachnida, Araneae, Eresidae. The record is from RefSeq and is a predicted model, not a curated record. Gene Ontology annotation, cellular component: CAF-1 complex; nucleus.
GUAACCUGACGUUCGUGAGUGAAAGUUUGCAAACUGUGAUUACUGAACUUGACUUCAUAUACCGGUGUGUGUGUAUACAUAUAUUUUUGUAUGCUUUUGUGUGCGCAUUACUUUUGCUUAUAAUUGAAAUUUGUUAUCAAAAUGAAAUGCCAAAUCCCACAAAUAUCCUGGCACAGUCGAGAUCCAGUUUUAAGUGUAGAUUUUCAGCCGACUCAAGGAGACUUUCAUCGCUUAGCUAGUGGUGGAACAGAUUCGCACGUUUUGAUUUGGUAUAUUACAUAUCAAGAGAACAAAUCAAUUAAAAUUGAGUGUGCAUCAGACUUGUAUCGUCAUAAUAAAUCCGUAAAUGUUGUGCGCUUUUCACCGAAUGGUGAAUUACUUGCAUCUGGUGAUGAUGAAGGAGCCAUGUUCGUAUGGCAGCUGAAGGAUCGCAGUCAAGAAGAAGCUCCCAAGGAUGAAGAAGAUAUUAAUAAAGAAGAAUGGUAUCCUGUAAAAUUGCUUAGAGGUCAUCUAGAAGAUAUUUAUGAUAUUAGCUGGUCUGCAGAUGGGCAUUUUUUAGUGACUGCUUCAAUGGAUAAUACAGCUAUUAUAUGGGAUAUGCAGAAGUACCAAAAGUUACAUAUAUUAUCUGAUAGUAAAGGUUAUGUGCAAGGUGUUGCCUGGGAUCCUCGUGAUGUUUAUAUUGCUUCUCUGGGUUCUGAUCGAGCGUUACGAUUUCACAAUAUUAAAACCAAGAAAACUGUAUAUAAAGUCUUCAAGGCACCAUGGAAUAUUGUUACUGAAAAAGGCACCACAUUAUCUAGAUUGUUUUAUGAUGACACUCUUCAGUCGUAUUGUAGACGAUUAUGUUUCACUCCAGAUGGUGAAUUAAUUAUUGUCCCAUCUGGAAUUGUAGAAAAGGGAGAAAAUUUUCACAAUACUACAUAUAUUUUUUCAAGACAUGCACCAAACAAACCAGUUAUUCAUUUGCCUACAGGCGAUAAGUAUACGAUUGCAGUGCGUUGCAAUCCCUUGUUGUAUAAGUUGAACAGUGAUAAGAAAGAAAAUGAGACUGACGUAAACAGUAACAAAAAAACUGAGAUUAAUGAAACUCCAAAGCCGAUGAUAGAUUUGCCAUACAGGAUGAUAUUUGCAGUUGCAGCUUCUGAUUCCAUAUUGUUAUAUGAUACAGAGCAGUUGUUUCCUUUUGCAUACAUUUCAAAUAUCCAUUAUACACAUUUGUCAGAUUUAACAUGGUCUUCCGAUGGGCGCAUACUUGUUGUUUCAUCAACAGAUGGAUAUUGUUCAUUCGUAAUAUUCAGUGAAGAUGAGUUGGGGGAAGUAUAUGAACCUGAAACAGUUCAGAUACCAGAAACUGUGAAAGUUGAAGAAACUCUGCCAGAGCCACUUACUCAGAGCAACAAAAUGGACAUUUGCAACUCACCAAAGAUUGACAACAUUCCAGUUAAUCUGGAAAAGGAGAAGGAGGUUAGUAAAGUUAUUCAAGCCUCUGAAGUAGACAAAUUACCUGAUAAAAGCAAUAAAGCACAAUCACCUUCAUCAAAUAAACGUCCUGUUGAGGAUUCCAAGUCAAAUAAAAAGCCGAAGAAAAUAUGCUCGAUUAAAAAUUAUUUUAUCUCACCUAAAGAAAAGCCAGAAAAAGCUUCAUCACCAGUAGUUAAAAUCAAAGAAAAAGAGUCUGAUGAAAUUAUUGUGAGUAGCUCUUGUGAUUUAAAAUCAUCUUCUGCAGAGAAGGAGUCUAGUUUUACUGCUGAAAAGCAAAGUAGAAAAGAUAAUUCAUCUAGCAACUUGACUACUGGGAAAGCAGACUGCAAAGAUGUUCCUGAAAUAUGUGCAAAUUUAUCUGAAUUUACUCCAAAAAGAAUGUUAACUGAACUCAAUAAAGAUGGUGAUGCUUCAAUUGAAAUUGUAUUUGAUGCUAAAACUCAAGCGAAACACCGCUCUUCCAGUGCUAAACCAAAGUGUAAAGUGCAGCUUAAUUUUGCAGAUGCAAAAAAUCCAGUAAAAAAAAAUGUAGGAAAUGUCGAUCAUGAUAUCACAGCUGAUGCUGUACUUUCUUUCAAUGAUUGUAAAACUGAUGAAACUAUUUCAGAAGUUAUUCCUGAUAAUGAACUCCCAAAAGAUGUGGGUGACUGGAAAUUAGAACUUUCACAAGAUGAUGAACCAAUGGAGCAAACUGCAGCUGUUAGUACUUCUGAAGCUGAUGAAAAAGUUAAGCGGAGAGUGCCCUUUAUUACCUUAUCCGAUGAUAAGGCUGCUGGAAAUUCAAAAUUGAAAUCUUCGGACAUUGUUAAAAAAGUACACAAAGUGCCUUCAGUUGCUAUGCAGCUGACUGAUCAACUUCCAGAUAAUGCGGUUAAAACUAGUGAUACAAACGAACAAAUCUUGCAGAAAUCACCUUCAAUAUCAAAUACUAAAGCAAAGCGUCGAAUACCUUUUGUUACCAUAUCUCCUAAAACUUCUUUCAAACCUUUAAAAGACUAAUGCUCAUUUACCAGUAAGUAAUAUAAUUUAUAUAAUUAUGCAUAAUAUAUAAUAAUUAUAAUCCUCUUUAUAUGCUAAGGAAGGUUAUUUCCUUAUCAUAUAAACAAUGACUAAAUUAUCUGUUUAACAUAUAAUAAUAAGGAGUAUAAUUGUUAUAUAUUAAGGAUAAUUAUAUAUAAAUUAUAAUUUUUACUGAUAUAUAAGUUAUACUGAUGAGUAUUAUAAUAUUGCUCCUUAUUAUAUAAAUUCAGGUGCUACAAAUAAGGUUUGAUUAGUUGGUUGUUCAGGAGUAAUCUUUGUGUUGUGGCCAUAUUGCUUUGCUUUUUGAAAAACUGGUUGAAAAAGCCGUUAAUUUACCCCAAAGAAAAUAACCCUCCCCAUAUUUAAGUGGUUAGAGUGUAUUGUAUCUAUUCCCUGAUCCUGAAGAGAUUAUGAAUUUGUAUAUUGUUUUAUUUUAAAUUUCUUUUUUGGUUACUUGUUUCUUUAUUUGUAUUUAAUUAUCUGCAUAUUGUAUUAUUUUAGUAUAUUUUGAUAUUUUAAAAGAUUCAAAGAAAAUUAUCUGA